Dipodomys ordii (Ord's kangaroo rat) is the source of this 1509-nucleotide messenger RNA. RefSeq names its product BPI fold containing family B, member 6 (gene Bpifb6). Lineage: Eukaryota; Metazoa; Chordata; Mammalia; Rodentia; Heteromyidae. The record is from RefSeq and is a predicted model, not a curated record. The transcript is spliced from 16 exons. Bases 35 to 1405 code for a protein of 456 amino acids. Gene Ontology annotation, molecular function: lipid binding.
UCUGCAGGACUUCCUUGAGUUUCACAAGGUGGAGAUGCUGCAGAUCUUGUGUCUGUGUCUGGCCCUCUGUGGCCCGCUGACUGGCAUUCGGGCGGAGCCUGGGGCACUGCUGCGGUUGGGCAUGGACAUCCUGAAUCACGAAGUCCAGAGUGCCAUGGAGGAGAGUCAGAUCCUGGAGAAGAUGGCAGCCGAGGCUGGUGCAAAGCGACCAGGGGCCAAACCUAUCAAAGGCCUCAGCAACGUGAAGGUCAAGGACGUCCUUGUACCCGUCAUCACAUUGAACUUUGUGCCUGGAGUGGGCAUUUUCCAGUGUGUGUCCACAGGCAUGACCAUCACCGGCAAGAGCUUCACAGGGGCCAACAUGGAGAUCACUGUGGUUCUGAACAUCACAGCCACCAACCGGCUUCUGCAAGAUGAGGAGACAGGCCUCCCCAUGUUCAAAAGCGAGGACUGUAAGAUCAUUUUGGGCAGCAUGAAGACCAACCUGCCUAGCAACAUGAUGCCCAAGGUGAUCAACAAGUUCAUAGACAGCACCCUGCACAAAGUCCUCCCCGACCUGAUGUGCCCAGCCAUUGAUGCGGUCCUGGUGUAUGUGAACAAGAAGUGGGCCAGCAUGCACAAUGUCCUGCCUGUGGGCCAGAUGGGCACGGUCCAAUACGUCCUGGCGUCCUCACCGGCCACCACUGCCAGCCACAUCCAGGUGGACUUCAGUACCGUGGUGCAGCCUCAGAAGGGCAAGGCCAUCCAGGCUGAUGGCGACGGGGUGGCACCCGGGUUCCCCGAGGACUCUGUCAAAGACUCGUCACAGCUGCUGCUGUCAGCUGCCUUCCUCACCGCGGAGCUGGCGCUUCUGCAGAAGUCCUUGGAUGUGAAAAUCAAGGGCAAGAAGAUUGGUGAGCUUCCCCCACAAACCACAAAGACCCUGGCUGGCUUCAUUCCACAAGUGGCUGAGGCCUAUCCCAAGUCAAAGAGCUUGGUGACCCAGAUCAGGAUAAAGAAGCCCCCCAAGGUCACCAUGGAGCCCGGCAAGAGUCUGCUGCACCUCCAUGGCACUCUGGAGAUGUUUGCAGCUAAGCGCAAGGGCAAGGCCCCCGUGUCUCUCUUUCUCCUGGAGACGCACUUCAGUCUGGAUGUCCAGUACUCAGUGCAUGAGAAUCGACUACAGAUGAUUACCUCUCUGGACAGAUUACUGGGACUGUCCCGGGGGUCCUCAUCAGUUGGUGACUUUAAUGCCAAGGACUUAACUGGCUUCACCACUGACUACCUCCAAGAAGCCUAUCUCCCCAGGGUGAAUGAUGUACUCCAAGUGGGAUUCCCACUGCCAGACCUUCUGGCUAUCAAUUACAACAUGGCUGAAAUGAACAUAGUAGAGAACGCCCUGGUGCUGGACUUGAAGCUGGACUGACCGCAGCAGGAUUCCUGGCCAGCUGUCCACAGCACACCACAGAGAAGCCCCUGAGCAGAGUUGCUGGGCAGGUCUUCUUGCACGGUGGCUGCUUUCCUGGCCAG